Molecule: messenger RNA, 9981 nt
Organism: Drosophila yakuba
Lineage: Eukaryota; Metazoa; Arthropoda; Insecta; Diptera; Drosophilidae
Exons: 22
Coding region: 37-9813 (3258 amino acids)
Biological process (GO): proteolysis; peptide catabolic process
Cellular component (GO): cytoplasm
Molecular function (GO): metalloaminopeptidase activity; peptide binding; zinc ion binding
Source: RefSeq, a predicted model, not a curated record
GCGCUUUGGACUCCGCUCGUGCCGGAUUAACGUGUUAUGAUAGUCACCGCGAAGUUGGUAGCCAUUGGGCUGGGCCUCGCGCUCACGGCCUUCACCGUAUCGACCAUUGUCCUGGCCGUCCAGAAGGCGAAUCUUAAGAGUGAUUUGCGCGAUGCCCAGGAGAAGUUAGACCUCCUGGAGGCGGGGUAUACGAGCACAGCUGCUCCGACAACGGCAAGCACCAGUGGUUCGGAGCCCACAUCUGAACCUGGCAGCACAGUUUCUCCAGGAAGCACAGCCUCUCCAGGAAGCACUCAGUCACCAGGUUCCACCGCUUCAACAAGUGAACCCAGCACCACUGAAUCCCCCGAAGAGAAGAUCGACUACCGAUUGCCCGGAACUCUAAAGCCCACCCAUUAUGAUCUCUAUCUGUUUCCCAACAUCGAAACUGGUGAAUUCAGUGGACAGGAAACGAUUACAAUUACAGUUGUGGAGGCAACCGACAAGAUAGUCUUGCACUCUCUCAACCUAAAGAUUUCGAGUGUAUCCAUAAUGAACACGGGCAGUGAUACUUUGGAGAUCCUAGAAACAACCGUGGAUACUGUGAAGGAGUUUUUGAUAUUUCAGCUAAACGAACCACUGACAACAGGCAGGGAAGUGAGGCUGCAUAUUGGAUUCGAGGGAUCGAUGGCCAACAAGAUUGUGGGACUAUACAGUUCGUCGUAUGUGAAGGACGAUGAGACCCGCAAGUGGAUAGCCACCUCCAAGUUCGAACCCACUUAUGCCCGCCAGGCUUUUCCCUGCUUUGAUGAGCCAGCAUUGAAGGCCGAGUUCACCAUUACCCUGGUGCAUCCCUCUGGGGACGAUUACCAUGCCCUGUCCAACAUGAACGUGGACUCGAGUGUCAACCAGGGAGCCUUCCAGGAGGUCACGUUCGCCAAAAGUGUUCCCAUGAGCACCUACCUGGCCUGCUUCAUUGUCUCCGACUUCACCGCCAAGAACGUCGAAAUCGACACCAAGGGCAUUGGAGAAAACUUCCCCAUGAGCGUCUACGCCACUCCAGAGCAAAUCGACAAAACGGAUCUUGCUGUGACCAUCGGCAAGGGAGUCAUCGAGUACUACAUCGACUACUUCCAAAUCGCCUAUCCGCUGCCCAAACUUGAUAUGGCUGCCAUCCCCGACUUUGUCUCCGGUGCCAUGGAGCACUGGGGAUUGGUGACCUACAGGGAAACAUCGCUCUUGUACGACGAAGCCACGAGUUCUGCCACCAACAAGCAGCGCAUUGCCAGCGUGAUUGCCCACGAAUUCGCCCACAUGUGGUUUGGAAACUUGGUAACAAUGAACUGGUGGAACGAUCUCUGGCUAAACGAGGGCUUUGCUAGCUUCAUUGAGUACUUGGGCGUGGAUGCCGUCUAUCCAGAGUGGCAAAUGCGUGAUCAAUUCAUCGUGAGCACUUUACACAGCGUACUCACUUUGGAUGCAACCCUCGGCUCCCACCCGAUCAUCCAGACCGUGGAGAAUCCCGACCAGAUCACGGAGAUCUUUGACACCAUUACGUACUCCAAGGGUUCCUCGCUUGUGCGAAUGCUGGAGGAUUUCCUCGGGGAGACUACCUUCCGCCAGGCGGUUACCAAUUAUUUAAAUGAGUACAAGUACUCCACGGCAGAAACGGGUAACUUCUUUACAGAGAUCGACAAACUGGAACUGGGCUACAAUGUCACAGAGAUUAUGCUAACAUGGACGGUGCAGAUGGGUCUGCCAGUGGUCACGAUCGAAAAGAUCUCUGACACGGAAUACAAAUUGACGCAGAAGCGCUUCUUGUCCAAUCCGAACGACUAUGACGCCGAUCACGAGCCCUCGGAAUUCAACUACCGUUGGUCGAUCCCCAUCACAUAUUUUACCAGUUCGGAUUCGGCGGUGCAGCGCCUGUGGUUUUAUCAUGACCAGAGCGAAAUCACUGUAACCGUUCCCGCUGCCGUCCAAUGGAUUAAGUUCAACGCCGACCAGGUCGGCUAUUAUCGCUUUAACUACAAUACCGAUCUGUGGAAUAGUCUGGCCGACCAGUUGGUGGUGCAACCAAGUGCAUUCCGCUCGGUGGAUCGCGCUCAUCUCCUCAACGAUGCGUUUGCCCUGGCAGAUUCCACUCAGCUGCCCUAUGCGACGGCCUUCGAGUUGACCAGAUACUUGGACAAGGAGACCGAUUAUGUUCCUUGGAGUGUGGCUGCGUCCCGUCUGACUGCGCUGAAGCGAACCCUCUACUACACCAGCACCUACGCCAAGUACAAGAAGUACGCCACAGCUUUGAUUGAGCCCAUCUAUACUGCUCUCACCUGGACAGUCGGCACGGAUCACUUGGAUAAUCGCCUUCGCGUCACCGCCUUAAGUGCCGCCUGUUCCUUGGGCCUGGAAUCCUGCCUCUCUGAAGCCGGGGAGCAGUUCAACACAUGGCUGGCCAAGCCAGAGGAUCGUCCAAAGGCCGAUGUCCGUGAGACUGUCUACUACUAUGGCAUACAGUCCGUUGGAAACCAGGAGGAUUGGGAUGCAGUGUGGGAGCUGUUCGUCAACGAAUCGGAUGCGAGCGAGAAGUCCAAGCUGAUGUAUGGCCUGUCCGCCAUUCAGAUUCCCUGGAUAUUGCAGCGCUACAUUGAUCUGGCCUGGAACGAGGAUUACGUGCGGGGUCAGGACUACUUCACCUGCCUUACCUAUAUCUCCGCGAAUCCAGUUGGUGAGCCCCUGGUGUGGGACUAUGUACGGGAGAACUGGCAGCGACUUGUGGACCGAUUUGGACUUAACGAGCGCUAUUUGGGCAACUUGAUUCCCUCCAUCACUGCCCGCUUUAGCACCCAAACCAAGCUGGAGGAGAUGGAACAGUUCUUUGCCAAGUACCCGGAGGCUGGAGCCGGAACAGCCGCACGUGUGAGGGCUCUGGAGACGGUCAAGAACAACAUUGUUUGGCUGGCCGAGAACCUGGAGGGUGUGGACGCCUGGCUGGACAAGCAGUCACUGUCGCUCGCGACAGGUGUGAUUGCAAAGAUGUUCCUCAGUGGCUAUUGGUUGCAGGUGGUGCUCUGCUGGGCGGUGGUGGCCUUUGCCACGGCCACAGUGGUGGUGGCGGUGCAGAAGGCUCAGCUGGAAAGGGACCUCCGCGAUGUGCAGGACAAGAUCGAUAUGUUCGAGGAGUGGAACGGGGAGAGCCGCACUCGCAUGAAGCGUGAGGACACGAUUGAUUAUCGCCUGCCCACGAACCUGGUGCCCACGCACUACAACCUCUACUGGCACCCGGAUCUGGAAACAGGCAACUUUACCGGUCAGCAGAGGAUUAGUAUCAAGGUGGUGGAGGCCACGAACCAGAUUAUUCUCCACUCCUAUCUGCUGGAUAUCACAAGUGUCUAUGUGCUGAAUAGAGAGGUGGAAAAGUUCGAGCUGGAGGAGGAUCGUCAGUUCCUGAUUAUAACGUUGACGGAAGAGCUGCCGGUGGAUGCCAGUAUUACCCUGGGAAUCAUUUUCGGGGGUCAGAUGAAGGACAAGCUCGUGGGUCUCUACAGCAGCACAUAUCUGAAUGAGGCAGGAGCUACCAGAACCAUUUCAACGACAAAAUUCGAACCCACUUACGCGCGCCAGGCCUUCCCAUGCUUCGAUGAGCCCGCCAUGAAGGCCACUUUCGCCAUCACGGUGGUUCAUCCAUCGGGAUCCUACCACGCCGUUUCGAACAUGCAGCAGACGGAAUCCAAUUACUUGGGAGACUAUACUGAGGCCAUCUUCGAGACGAGUGUGUCGAUGAGCACCUACCUGGUGUGCAUCAUUGUGUCAGACUUCGCUUCCCAGACCACCACGGUAAAAGCCAACGGAAUUGGCGAGGACUUCUCCAUGCAGGCCUAUGCCACCUCGCAUCAGAUCAACAAGGUCGAGUUUGCUCUGGAGUUCGGACAAGCUGUCACGGAGUACUAUAUUCAGUACUAUAAGGUGCCCUAUCCGCUAACCAAACUGGACAUGGCCGCCAUUCCCGACUUCGCCUCGGGGGCCAUGGAGCACUGGGGAUUGGUCACUUACAGGGAGACUGCUCUGCUGUACGAUCCCAGUUACAGCUCCACGGCGAACAAGCAAUCGAUAGCCGGAACUCUGGCCCAUGAGAUUGCACAUCAGUGGUUCGGAAACCUGGUCACCAUGAAGUGGUGGAACGAUCUGUGGCUGAACGAGGGAUUCGCCCGCUUUAUGCAGUACAAGGGCGUCAACGCCGUACACCCGGACUGGGGAAUGCUGGAGCAAUUCCAAAUCGUUGCCCUGCAACCCGUGUUGCUAUACGAUGCCAAGCUAUCCUCCCAUCCAAUUGUCCAGAAGGUAGAAAGCCCCGAUGAAAUUACGGCCAUAUUCGACACCAUCAGUUACGAAAAGGGAGGAUCCGUGAUCCGCAUGCUGGAGACUCUUGUGGGCGCCGAAAAGUUUGAGGAGGCGGUGACCAAUUACCUGGUGAAGCAUCAGUUCAAUAACACGGUCACCGAUGACUUCCUCUCCGAAGUUGAAGCUGUGGUAACUGACUUGGAUAUCAAAAAACUGAUGCUCACCUGGACCGAACAGAUGGGCUAUCCGGUGUUGAAUGUUUCGAAGGUGGGAGAUGGUAGCUUCAAGGUUACCCAGCAGCGAUUCCUCUCCAAUCCAGCCAGUUACGAGGAGGCUCCAUCAGAAAGCACCUACGGAUACAAGUGGAGUGUUCCGAUUACCUGGUUUGCUGAUGAUGGUUCAUCGAACAGCUUCAUUUACGACUACGAUGUUGACUCUGUGGGAAUUGCGGUGUCCAACGAGGUGCAGUGGAUCAAGUUGAAUGUCAACCAAACUGGCUACUAUCGGGUCAACUACGACGAGGACCUGUGGGACCUGCUCAUCAAGCAGUUAACCACCAGUCCCGCUCGUUUCGAAAUCGCCGAUCGUGCUCAUCUCUUGAACGAUGGCUUCGCUCUGGCGGAUGCCAGCCAACUAUCCUACAGAAUUCCCCUGGAGAUGACCGCUUAUUUAGCCCAGGAGCGCGACUUCGUGCCCUGGUAUGUGGCCUCUAAUAAGCUCAGGUCGCUCCAUCGCAGUCUCAUGUUCAGCGAGGGAUAUGUCUCGUACCUCACCUAUGCCAGAAGUCUGAUCGCCGGCGUAUACGAGGAGGUUGGAUGGACUGUGGACGCAGACGAUCACCUGAAGAACCGCCUGCGGGUUUCCAUUUUGAGUGCCGCCUGUGCCCUGGGUGUUCCAGAUUGUCUGCAGCAGGCUUCCGAGCGCUUCAACGACUUCCUCCAAAAUCCGAGCAGCCGACCUUCCCCCGAUCUUCGCGAGAUUGUCUACUACUACGGCAUGCAGCAGUCCACCAGCCAAUCGAGCUGGGAGCAGUUGUUCCAACUCUUUGUGGCCGAAACCGAUGCCAGCGAGAAGCUGAAGCUGAUGUACGGAUUGUCUGGUGUUCGGAACAGCCAGUACCUGUUCAACUUCCUGGUUCUGGCCUCUAGCGAUGAGAGCAUCGUCCGCUCCCAGGACUAUUUCACCUGUGUGCAGUAUAUAGCCGCCAAUCCUGUGGGUGAACCUGUGGUCUGGGAAUUCUACCGUGAGCAGUGGCCCCAGCUCACCGCCCGUUUUGGCCUGAACAACCGCAACUUUGGUCGACUUAUCGCCCAGAUCACGGCCAACUUCGCCAGCUCCGUGAAACUGGAGGAGGUUCAGCACUUCUUCUCUAAGUACCCCGAAUCGGGAGCUGGAGCUAACUCCCGGUUGGAGGCCGUGGAAACCAUCAAGUACAAUAUUGAAUGGCUUUCCAGAAACGAAGCGGACAUCAGCGACUGGCUAACUGGAACGGCCUCGCCGCUGACCAAGAAAAACCAAUUUUGGCUGACUGUAAAGUCAGUGGCCAUCUUUUUGGGCCUGGCCUCCACAGCUUUUUGUGUGGCCACGAUUGUGCUGGCCGUUCAGAACGCGGAUCUGGAGAACGAUCUGCAGGAUGCCCUCGAUAAGAUCGACGCAUUGACAGCGGACACCACGUCCACGUCUUCCACCUCUACGAGCAGUUCCACGACCACCACCACUGCAGAUCCGAAUAGGCCCACGGAUGACCCAGAGCCUGGCUCUACCACCUCACCUGGCGGAGGAAGUGACACAACCCCCAGUGCAGGAACUUCCAGCACAGGAAGCACUUCCAGCACAGGAAGCACUUCCAGCACCAGCAAUCCCAUCUAUCCGACAUUGCCGACAGGACUGCCGGAUCCUGAAAAGAUCGAAUGGCGCCUGCCCACGGAACUGAAGCCCAUCAAGUACAAGCUGUACUACGAGCCCGACUUGAAGACCGGUGCCUGUGAGGGAACCGUGUCCAUCCAGUUCCAGCUGAACGCGGUCACCAAUCUGAUCGUCCUGCACGCCAAGGACCUCAAUGUGCACAGCAUCAGCAUCCUGAACAUGAUGGCGCGCAUACGCCUGGCCAUCGAUAGCAUCAACUUGGAUGAGUCCCGGGAGCUGCUCCUGAUCACGCUGAGGGAGGUCCUCAGUCUGAACAAGGCCUACACACUGUCCGCCAGCUUCGACUGCAACCUGAGCAGUCUGGUGGGCAGCUACAUUAGCAACUACACGGAUGCCGAUGGACUGGAUAGCGUUCAUGAUCAAUAUUUUGUUAUUGUGCAGAGACGCCUCUAUAGAAAGUCGUAUCAUUGCAACAAGCCCGGAGAUUCCGAUUGCAACUCUUGCGAAACGCAAAAAGAAGUACAAAUCAAUAGGCCAGAGAAACUAAAAGUCAUGUAUGCAGCGAAAAACGUACGCCCUCGCAGCAGCCUCUCCACAGACGACAACCACCGGAUCAAGGACACCAAUCGGCCCCACAAGGCCCCCAGCAACACGAUCCUGACCCUCGCCGCAUUCUGCGUCUUCCUGCUCGUCCUCUGCGGCUUCCUGCUGGGCGCCCUCGUCUACGUGGGCAAGAACAUAGCCGAGGAGCACCAGAGGCAGCAGCACGCGAAUGCUUCCCAGUGGUCCUUGAACUCCACCAUCCGCACAGUUUACGUGGACCGGGACCAGUUGCUCUCCACCAAGCCCAUUAUCAGUGUACUUUCAGAUAAUCGCGUUCACACCACCCAAGUGCCCACCAGCAGAAAAUCGAGCAUAAUGGCCACUGUGGCGCCCGCUGUAAAGGCCGCGAGCAAGGUGCUCCAGAAUCUGGGAUUCCGACUGCCCAAGCAGAUUAAACCAAGCAAGUACCGCCUUCACUUGCGCCCCGAUCUCGAACGGAAGAACUAUUCCGGCAAUAUAAGCAUUAGCAUGCAAGUUCUGGAGCCCAUCGCCUUCAUCCCAGUCCAUGUGAAGCAACUGAAUGUGAGCACCGUGGAGGUGAAGCGCCUGGACGAAUCGGGAGCGCCCCUCAAGGACAUCACCCCCUCGCUGACCUUUGCCCAUCCGGAGUUUGAGUACUGGGUCACCGAGUUCGAACACCCGCUGGAGGCCGGAAACUACACCCUGCUGCUCAACUUUACUGGAUCUCUCGUAGAUCGGAUUACGGGGAUGUACCAGAGCUCCUACUUGGACAAGCUGAAGAACCGCUCCAGAUCGAUCAUCUCCACCAAGUUCGAGCCAACCUAUGCCCGCCAAGCCUUCCCCUGCUUCGAUGAGCCCGCCCUGAAGGCCCAGUUCACCAUAACUGUGGCUCGUCCCAGUGGUGAUGAGUACCACGUCCUGUCCAACAUGCCGGUGGCCAGCGAGAUUGUCGAUGGCGAUAUCACCGAGGUGACCUUCGCAGAGACGGUGCCCAUGAGCACCUACCUGGCCGCCUUUGUGGUGUCUGAUUUUCAAUACAAGGAAUCCACUGUGGAGGGAACCAGCAUUGCACUGAAGGUUUAUGCGCCGCCAGCACAGGUGGAGAAAACGCAGUACGCCCUAGACACUGCCGCCGGAGUGAUGGCAUACUACAUCAACUACUUCAACGUGUCGUACGCGCUACCCAAACUGGAUCUGGUUGCCAUUCCCGAUUUCGUAUCCGGUGCGAUGGAAAACUGGGGAUUGGUCACGUUCCGGGAGACGGCUCUUUUGUACGACGAAUCUACCAGCUCCAGUGUGAAUAAGCAGCGUGUGGCCAUUGUCGUGGCCCAUGAGUUGGCCCACCAGUGGUUCGGAAACCUGGUAACCAUGAACUGGUGGAACGAUCUGUGGCUAAACGAGGGUUUCGCAUCUUUCCUCGAGUACAAGGGAGUCAAGCAAAUGCAUCCGGAAUGGGAUAUGGACAAUCAGUUUGUGAUUGAGGAGCUGCACCCAGUGCUGACCAUUGAUGCCACUUUAGCCUCCCAUCCAAUUGUCAAGUCCAUUGAGAGUCCAGCCGAGAUCACGGAGUACUUCGACACCAUCACCUACUCCAAGGGAGCCGCCUUGGUUCGCAUGCUGGAGAAUCUGGUGGGCGAGGAAAAGCUAAGAAACGCCACCACCCGCUACUUGGUGCGUCAUAUCUACGGAACUGCCACCACUGAGGAUUACCUCACAGCCGUCGAGGAGGAGGAGGGCCUGGACUUUGACGUGAAACAGAUCAUGCAAACCUGGACAGAGCAGAUGGGUCUUCCGGUUGUGGAGGUGGAGAAAACGGGCAGUACUUAUAAGCUCACCCAAAAGCGUUUCCUGGCCAACGAAGAUGACUACACAGCCGAAGCUGAAGCAUCGUCCUUCAACUACCGUUGGUCGAUUCCCAUUACCUACACGAGCAGCAUCAACAGUGAUGUCCAAACAUUAAUAUUCAACCACAAUGACAAUGAGGCCACUAUUACGCUUCCGGAAGAAGCCACCUGGAUUAAGAUUAACACAAAUCAAGUGGGCUUCUACCGAGUGAACUACGGAAGCAAUCAGUGGUCGGAACUUAUUUCUGUUCUGAAAAACUCCCGGGAAACUUUCACCACCGCCGAUCGCGCUCAUCUGCUAAACGAUGCCAAUACCCUGGCCGCUGCCGGACAGCUUAACUACUCCGUGGCACUGGAUCUGAUAUCUUAUCUGGAGAGCGAACAGGACUAUGUGCCCUGGAGCGUGGGCACCUCUGCCCUGGCAACGUUAAGGAACCGCGUAUACUACACGGAUUUGUACACUAACUUCACCACCUACGCCCGUAAACUGCUUAACCCCAUCGUAGAGAAGGUCACCUUUACCGUGGCGGCCGAUCAUCUGGAAAAUCGUCUCCGCAUUAAGGUGCUAAGCUCAGCCUGCAGCUUGGGACACGAGAGCUCCUUGCAACAGGCGGUCACCCUGUUCAACCAGUGGCUGGCUAGCCCCGAGACCCGACCCAAUCCAGAUAUCCGAGACGUAGUCUACUACUAUGGUAUGCAACAGGUGAACACGGAGGCGGCGUGGGAUCAAGUGUGGAAGCUGUAUCUGGAUGAGAGCGAUGCCCAGGAGAAGCUGAAGCUGAUGAACUGCCUAACCGCUGUGCAGGUGCCAUGGCUGUUGCAGCGAUACAUCAACUGGGCCUGGGAUGAGAGCAAUGUGCGCCGACAGGACUACUUCACCCUGCUGGGCUACAUAUCCACCAACCCGGUGGGCCAGAGCCUUGUGUGGGACUACGUGCGUGAGAACUGGGAGAAGUUGGUGGAGCGCUUCGGCAUCAAUGAACGCACCUUGGGUCGACUGAUCCCCACGAUCACUGCCCGCUUCUCCACAGAAACCAAGCUGGAAGAGAUGCAGCAGUUCUUUGCCAAAUAUCCCGAGGCUGGAGCCGGAACUACGGCCCGUCAACAGGCGUUGGAAGCGGUUAAGGCAAACAUCAAAUGGCUAGCGGUCAACAAGGUCCAGGUGGGCGAAUGGUUGGCCAAUUACGUCCAACAGUCCACGGUUACCAACCGCAUUCAAUGAGUCGGGAACUCGGCCAUUUGCACCCUGUAAAAUAUCAGUAAUGUAAAAACUACCAAUGGAAGUGAACAUAGUCUUAGCUAACUAGUGAAGCAAAAGCAUUUCAAAUGUGAACGAAGAAUUGUGAUUGCUUAUGAUAUUUUUGAAGAAAAUACAAGUGAAAAAAUAAUA